This is a messenger RNA of Danaus chrysippus (African queen), 2496 nucleotides long. NCBI's taxonomy places the organism in Eukaryota, Metazoa, Arthropoda, Insecta, Lepidoptera, Nymphalidae. The record is from the annotation of a GenBank genome assembly.
AUGUUUUGGUUAACAAUCUUCGUGUUGGCUAUUGUCACUAAAGUGCAAUGUCAAUUAACUGCACAAUCGAGUGUUGCACCAGAGCUUAGAGAAUGUUACACAGAUCGUUUACUAAUAGACAGAAAUAAUUUACCACCGAUGACAAUACAAGUUUUAAUAGAUAUUAUACAACAAGUGGAGGAUAAUCCUAACGUGAAUGUGGAUUUAAGACAGCUUGUUAUUUUGCUGCUUCAAACAUAUCGUCAAGAUGGUAUCGAGUAUCACCAACCAGAGACGAAUAUGGCGUCACCGGGCGUUUUACCAUUUUCCCCUACUUUCCAUUCGUUUCAUCGCCACCGGAUUGUUCAAUCGAGAAUAAUUCAGGGAAAUCAACAAGUCUUACCAAAUAACACUCUAAAUUCAUAUCUAAAGUGUACUCUCCACCAUAUGUUAUCCACGGUUGUGGAUGCUCGGUUACGUGGAAAUGAAAAUCAAUGUAAUCAGCUUUCCCAAUAUCGAGCUUUACGGACGAGCCGUGAUUUAACACAACGUUUACUGAAAGAUGAGGUUGAAAUUCUGGACUUGAAAGCUAUGUCGUCUGUAGAUACGAAUGGACAGAUGAGGCAUAAUCCAAAAGAUGACGUGGAAUACAACGGCGUGGAUGGUUUAAAGUCUGAACGUCAGCUUCUGGGUGACAGCCAAUGUCCACUUUUAGGAGGUGUGGUAUAUACAAGGUGGGGUGCAGUUUCCGCUGGAAAUGUGCUUUCCGGUAUAGCUGGUGGCGCACAAUUACAAAGAGUUCCAGUGAGAGAACUUGUAAAAGGAUCUGUUCUUGAACACCCAAAUGUACAAGAAUAUGUUACAUCUACCUACCCAACUACACUCUCUGGUGACUUAGCGGAAGCUGUAUUGAUUCAAACAAGGAGAGGGAACCCUUCAGUUUCUAUCGGAGCAGCUGGGAACUGGAACUCAACACAGGCACCGAGAUAUUUUAUGCUACACAGCAGAACAAACUUGGAGAUGACCGACCCUGAGAUUAGAGGAGACGUAGAUGGAUUUGUUUUGGGCUCUAUUGUAACUUCAGCACUUGAGUCUUCCAGUUCGUUAAAAUUGUCUCAACUUUUAGAUAUGUAUUACAGCCCAAGGAACGGAGUGUUCGACCCAACGAGAAGAGCCUGCAAUCGUCGCGAUUUAAUUCAAGAAUUUAUAACCAACAACAACUUACCCAAUUUAAUAUCUGAAACGUACACAUUUAGUGCUGUUUUGGAUACCAAUAUGCUUUUACCUGGUACUAUAAUGAGGGGGCUGCAGGACCCGGUUGCUAGCGCUGUCAAUAACUUCCAGACGUACACAUCUAAUAACCUCAACGAUCUCAACUGCGUUGUGAGUGAAACCUCGCUUGAUUACCGACUUAAAACCAAUCUCUACAUCGUUCUUGACCUUUCCUGGCCAUAUCAAUCGAUAUAUCCUGCUAUUUCAUAUCUAUUAGACAGUAUUGAGGUUGGAAAGUAUGGAUCAAGUGUAACUCUAUUGAACGCUUUCGACGGUAGUGUUAUCGUAAACACAACAUUCUCCUUGUCUGAAUUCCAUUCUAACUAUACACAACAGACACAUUGGUCAUUACCCUCUGGUGUUAAUCUUGAAAGUACAUUAACAAAUAUUCGUAUAUCAAUGCACAGUCGGCUUGAAAACGAAAGAAUAGCUAACUACGUCGGUGGAAACUCGACAGUGCUUUUAUUCCUCAUCAACACAGCUAUAAACAAUAAUCAAGCUGUUUGGGAGCAAACAAGAAUACUUAACGAGACAGUGCCUGAUUUGAGAAUAUUGUUUGCAACAUCAACAAAUCAAUUCGAUAGGAUUUGGAAUUUAGUACGCGAUAUGCAUAAUGAUAUCAGUGUCAUCUCGUUAACUUCAGAUGGGACGAAUGUUGAAAAUAAUAUGAAUACAGUUCUGACAAAUAUUAGAAAGGUUGGACGAAGAGUAAUUAAUCCAGCCUGUGGAUCUACUUAUUCGGAUACACCAUCAGGAACUAGACAAUUUGACGACUACGUUGAACCAGGCUACGUAAACUUUUAUUCAAUCUCUCCGAAUUACUUCUUCCAUAAUAAUGAUAAUAGAAAAAUUCGCAUUUCAAGAACGGGGGCAGGAGUUGGAAACCUUAUAGUAUGUUGGUCCAGAAUGUAUUCCCAGCCCAGACAAAAUUCAUCAGUAGUUGUGGUCGAAGAAAAUGCUGUAACGUGUCAGACAUUAACCUCUGGUAAUGUGGAGAUUAGAUUGCAACACUUGUGCAGUGGAUUCUACACCAUAAACUCUUGUCCUUUCUUCUACUUCUCCGUACAGUCCGUUGUACCAACGCCAACGACAUUAUCUGCAAUUUGUACAGAAAACGCGUGUAGAUUCCCAUACAACAUCAGGUAUCAAGUGCAAAUAGAAGAAUUUGGAUGUUACAGUAGCGGUGCCUCUAUUGGAGUCAGCAUAGGCCUUCUACUUGUUACAAUUUUCUUAAACCUUCUUUAG